Messenger RNA from Raphanus sativus (radish), 2049 nucleotides. RefSeq lists its product as uncharacterized. Bases 598 to 1869 code for a protein of 423 amino acids. Lineage: Eukaryota; Viridiplantae; Streptophyta; Magnoliopsida; Brassicales; Brassicaceae. The record is from RefSeq and is a predicted model, not a curated record. The transcript has a single exon.
CAACAAAACAGAAAGCCCCUUUAUAUUUUCAAUCUAACUCUCUCUCACCUCUUGCGGGACAAAAAAAAAAGAAAGAACUAAGGCCUUUAAUUGAACUCACAAAGAUCAAUUAAACACAACCUUUUUUCUGCUCUCUAUCUCUUUUUCAUCCCAUAUGUUGCUUCCCUAAAGAAUGUAAAGCAACAUCUGAGGAUUCAUUGAAAACCAGACAUAAACUUACAACUAAACAAAAACAAAAACAUAUUAUAUUUGUUUGUGUGUGUCUUAAUGAUGAAAUAGAAGAUUGAGAGUAAGAAAUAGGUUGAUAUACCCGCAAUGGAGAUAGAGAGAAUGAGGCAGUUGAUGUUCCUUUGGUCUAAUUUGAAGAGCAGCCGCGUUUCUCUCACCGGUGGGAAUCACACAGCCGCUAGGUUCUGCAACCGCUAGUCUCGCCUUUCUCUAACCCUCUCUUCUCUCUUCUCUUCCUUUUUCUUUUACCUGUUUUUCUAUUCUUAUAAAUUCCUUUUUAGCUUUCUUCUUCUCAUCUCUUUUUCCUAUUAGCUAUCAACUUCACUUUUGGGCACGCUCCCCUUUGUCUCUCAGCUUUUAAGAACAAAAAUGGUGUUUGUUACUGUCCAAAACUUUCACUCCAUGUGUCAAAAGCAUUUGCACUACCUCUUGAAAAAGAAAGACGGUUCGAGCCACUCUUUUGGCUCGGCUGAUUCUUCCCCCAAGGCUAAUCGUUCUGAAGUCUUGAGUCUUUUUAUGAGAUCAACCCUUUUGGUUUUGCUGUUUCUGUCAUUUACUUGGUUGAAUCUGCUUAAGCAUGAAACUGACGCAACCGCUGCAUCUAAGUCGGUUGAAUCUGAUUAUCAUCAUAAGCUAUUGCCUUUGCUUCUUAAUGACUUAGAGAAGGAAGGUCUCUUUAAACAUGGAGACAAAGCACUCCUCCUAAGCGAAGGAGAUGGUGAGUUCACUGGCACUUCAUACUCUCAAACAAUUAUCGAAACCACCGAGGUGCGUUUUGUAUCUGCAAACGAUGAGGAGACGCAGCGCAUGGUCCCAAGCGAGACCUUUGAUCUUGCCUUUGCACAUUCUCGUCACAUCGACUCUGUUGAGUUUCUAGACCGGACUCUCAAAGUUGGCGGUAUCCUCACCGUCCAACUCAACCAUCAUGAUCUUCCUCCAAGUUUCUUGAAACGUUUAAACUACGAAAUAGUCUACUUGAGGAGCAAUGACUACACGGUAAUGGCCAUGAGGAAAACAGAGGAAACAGAGCAAAAACAGAGCAUAGGCGCCGCCACUGGUAGAAAGCUCCUCAGUAUCAAAGAAAAAGAGGCGAAGAAGAAAGCUUUGAGUAAGCUAGAGGAUGUUCUCCUUGAACCACCAAGAGCAGCUUCAAGAAAAUCAAGAACCUACCUGAAACGUACAAGGUACCUCCCUGACCUUAUGGGGGAUAGUUUGGACCUCGAGAGCUACUCGAGGCGGGUGUUCAUCGAUGUGGGUGAUGGAAAAGGAAGCAGCGGAACAGAAUGGUUUGUUAAAAACUACCCAACGAGGAAGCUGAAGUUUGAGAUGUACAAGGUUGAGACAGUAAACGAUGAGAUGAGCAUAGAGUCUGAGAAUAUGGGGAUCACGGAGUGGCUGAAGGAGAAUGCGAAGGAGGAGGAAUACGUGGUAAUGAAGGCAGAGGCCGAAGUGGUGGAGGAGAUGAUGAGGACCAAGUCGAUUAAAAUGGUGGAUGAGCUUUUCUUGGAGUGCAAGCCAAAGGGUUUAUGGCUAAAGGGAAGGAAGAUGCAGAGUAAGAGCGGUAGGGCUUACUGGGAGUGUUUGGCUCUAUAUGGCAAACUUAGAGAUGAAGGUGUUGCUGUGCAUCAAUGGUGGGGUUGAAGUUAAAGGACAGGGAGAUUCAUAAACAAGUCUCUUAUUCUGUUAUAUUUAUGUUUUAUUUAUUCUGAUGUCGAAUUUCUUUUUCUUUUGUUAAAUCUUGUGAUCAUCAAUGUAUUGUUGUGAUUAAAGUAUUUUGUGAUGUUGUAUGUGUUGAGAUAUAAUGAGCUUAAUUAAAAUUCA